AUGUUUCUCAUGGUUUAUGAGAGUACUUAAGUACUUAACUUGUGUUUUGUUUUGGUUUUGGUUUUGAGUAUAUAUAAUAAUAAUGUCUAAAAACAGUUAUACCCUUUUCUUUUCUUAAAAGGAGGAGAGAAGAAAAAAGUAGAACACAACAGAGAAGAAAGGAGAGAGUGAGAGGGGUCUUUGGAACUUAGUAUAAUGGCAUCAUUAGUCAUGUGUUUUGGAAAUACAAGCUCAAAUUUUGAUAAUUAUAAUAAAAAGAAAAACAGAAAAAAGUGAUAGUGUUGUUGGGUUUAUUGGGUACCAGCUGGUUCUUCUCUUCAUCAGAUUCUGGAUACUUCACUUGGUUUUUGCUGGAUCCAUUCUUCAAGGUUUUAAUAUUGUUUGCUUGGACUGAGUUUGGAGUGGUUUUUUGGUGAAUACUGAAGAUGGUGGAGAGGUUGUUUGCUUGGGUUUAAGUUAGUUAUUCGGGCGAAAACAAAGAUGGCUAAUAAAUUUGUAAAGAGUAAGAAAACUGGCUUUGGAAAUGAGGAUUCAUUAGAUAGUUUGAGUGAGGAGAAGGAGUUGUGUGGUGAGGUUAAGUAUAGGUCGAAAUCAGAAAGAAUAAUUAGAUGGGUAAAUCCUGAGCAAGCCUUGAUCUUAAGUGUUAAGCAUUCGAAAAUUGGUAAAAGUGGUGGGAAACAUCCUUUCUUUAAAAGUACUCAUGGUUUAGACUAUAUGAUUCCGAAGCCUAUGAUUAGUUUGGAUGAAAAGUAUCUUCGUCGUUGCUUGGAAUUGAUUCAUUUUAGAGCUUCAAGAGCAGCUCGAUGGAAUGCUUCGGUCAAUAUGAGCUCGGUUGAAAACUUGAGUCCAGAGACAAGAAGUGGGAAUGCAUUUGAUUCAGCUGGAUUAGUAUUCGCGUGUCCAAUGAUAGCCGGGACUGAAAAUUUGGUUAUAAGCCCGACAGGACAAUUGGUUUUGGGUACAAUCAUGGGAAGCAAGAGUAUGUUAAACAUCUUGAAGAGCCCUUUGCUACAGCAAUAUGGAGCAUUAGAUAGCAAUGCAAACUCGAAAAAUGUAAAUUCCAAUGAUGUCAAUGAUUCAAUAUGCUAUGAUUAUAUGGAAUCUCCUAGCGUGUUAAGUAUGUCGUCGCCAUUGAAUGUGAACAAGGGUACUCCAACCAGGGAAAGAAACAAAUAUGGAUCUGAUAUCACACAAAAAAGGCUUGUUUAUUCAUCGAGCACGAAUUCUGCUUGUUCGGAUCAAACUUCAUCGUCUGCUACUGCCACUAUCAAUCAGGGGAUGCUCCAAUGUACUUGGAAGGGUGGAAAUCCUCAUUUUGUUUUGUCCAUGGAUGAUCAUAAAGAUGUCUAUGUAGCCAACUUGUGGAAAGUUGAGUCAAAGGGUGGUGACAAGGGUGUUGACUAUAUAUACUUGUUCCAUUCAGGAAAGGGUGGUGGGCAAAAGGAUCAUGAGAUUAGUGAUAGUCAUUCUCACCUUGUUGCAAAGAUGAAAGUUUCAAGCUCUUUCACCCUCGCCCCGAGCAAUUCAAAAAUCAUGGAGACCGAGUUUGUAUUGUACGGUGGAAAUGAACAUUAUAUGACAGAAUUGCAAACUUGUAGCCAUAAUCUCAGGAAGAGUAAAGCCUUUACAAAGAAAAUGUCAGAAGUAUUUAAGAAUAGUAUCUCAUCUAAACAUAAAACCGUGCCUAAGUAUAGUGGAUCGUCUGCAAUACUGGAAGACUGCUCCUUGGAAUCAUCCCUCGAUACAAGUGACAAUCACGAAUCAGCAGUAGGGUCUGGUAGGUUAGAAGAUCUUCCUCCUACAAAUUUUGAAUUGGCUGCAGUGGUUGUAAAAGACCACAUUGUCAACAGUCAGAAGGAGGAGCCUGGAGGUUGGGGCUUGGGAUUUCUCAAGAAAGUUGGGAUCAAACAAACCACUAAGUCAUUGGAAGCCUCUGAAGGUUUUCGAAAUAGUGGUGAUUGCUCCACAAGUAUGGACAUUUUGAUCCCAGCUGGUGUUCAUGGUGGACCAAGAACAAGAAAUGCAGGUCCUUCCAGUCUCACCGAAAGAUGGAAAUCUGGUGGGGUUUGUGACUGUGGUGGUUGGGACAUAGGUUGUCCUCUCAAGAUACUUAAACCCAUAUCAAGCAACAAUGAUGUUUUGCCUAACACCCAAGGGGAAUGCAAAUCAUUUGAUUUUACUAUACAGGGUUCGGAACCUAGCACACCGACGUUGAGAAUUGUGAAUGUCCAGGAUGAUUUGCAUUUUAUUCAGUUUCAACGGACUCUGUCCGUACUACAGUCUUUCUCGAUUGCAGUAGCAAUAAUCCAUUCACGGAGUCAUACUCUCCGGCCAAAAGAUGUACAUGAAUUGAAGUAGCAAGAACAAGGUUGAAGUUAGUGUAGUUAUUGUAUUUCUCUUACUGUAUUACACCUGUGAGUAAGUUACCAAUUAUGAUAUAGCUAUUUAUACUAAGAUUGAGAUUAUUUUUACCUUGUUUUCUAGAAAUCAAUAUUAAGUAUUAUUAUUUUUUCUUAAUUUUAGUUGGUCUGAUUGGGUUUUGUGUCUUGAUUCUUGCCCCCAAAAGUUACAUGUAGUUGAAUGUACAAUCUUUUGAUAGUGUUGCCUUUGUAUGAAAUCUACUUCUCGACGAUUUUCACUCGUCUGAAGCAAUAUUAUUGAACUUUCUUACCAUAAAA
Messenger RNA from Cannabis sativa, 2678 nucleotides. RefSeq lists its product as uncharacterized. NCBI's taxonomy places the organism in Eukaryota, Viridiplantae, Streptophyta, Magnoliopsida, Rosales, Cannabaceae. The transcript has 4 exons. The coding region runs from base 481 to 2358 and encodes 625 amino acids. The record is from RefSeq and is a predicted model, not a curated record.